AUUAUAUAUUAUUAUACAGCGUCAUACUUCUUUCUCUUCGUGUAUUUUAUCUACAGUGUAUUUCUGACUCGAUACUGUGACCAGCUCCUUUUCUGGGCUGCUAUAAGACGUGAAUUCAGACGUCAAUAGACGUGCAAUAGCGCGGACUUCAUUCAAUCUGAGUGGAGAAAUGAAUCAAAACCUGACUCGUCUGAACCAAGCGAAUCGAUUGUAUUCCAUAUCAACGUUUUUUUGAAAGAAUCGAUUCCGAAAAACGAAUCUAGACUCUGGGAAGUACCAUCAGCUCGUCGGCCCCCUUUUUAUCCUUGUUGGACAAAACCCCGGACUCCCCCGUGUUUAAGGGCGACUUGAUUCAGUCCAAUCCAGAACACCAUGGCGAUUGAUGGUGGAGAGCGGAGCUGUGGAGUGCAUGAACUCAUCUGCAUCAGAAAAGUGUCUCCCGAGGCUCUGGGUUUCCUCUCUGGCGUCGCCGUGUUUGUUUUUCUUCUGAUUCUUGUGUUUCUGUUCCUCAAUAAUAAACUGUCCAUAGAGAGCGUCGCUCCUCAGCCACUGGACCACUACAGUAAGGCCAAAGAGCUGCCAGAUAAGGGCUAUGGAGAGGCAGAUUUUCAGGCCUGGUCAUCAGACAGUGAUGACGAGGUGAUGGGUCAGUAUCAGGAGGCCAUGACACGCUCACGGGGUCUCCGAGGCCGGUGUACAGGGGCUGCAGCCCCUCAUCAUAAAGGCUUCAGCUGGGAGACGCAGCACAAAUACUGCCCCCUAUCAGCCGAGUACGAUGGAUACAGCAGUGAGGCUUCUGCUGAGGAUGUGAACUCGAUUCAGAGGAUGAGGUUGACUCCGCCUCUUGAUGAGCUCCAGCCACCACCCUAUCAGGACGAAGACGGCUCGACCUCUGACCUCGCCGACACAAAGAGUGAAGCACACGACCCUGAGAGCUUCAGCAACACCAAAGGCCUGGAGGAGGACGUCCCAAGUGACAGCACAGCUGUACUCAGCCCUGAGGAUCUGUCCAUCCGUGGUUCCUCCUCUCCCCUCCUGAAGCUUUACUCUCCCGACUCGCCCUUCUCUCCGUUCGGGACGCUGCACACCCUCUUAGACUAUGAUUUGCACCAGCGCUGCCUCUCAGUCACCGUAACCGCGGUGACCGACCUCCCGUCUCCACGACGAUCACCAGGCAUCACCUGGCAGCUUCACCUGGUCCUUCUUCCUGCCAAAAAGCAACGUGCCAAGACUGCGGUGGCCAGGGGGCGGUGCCUCAGCGAGACUUUCCGCUUCAGCCACGUUCAGUCGGAGAGCAUCGGGAACUACAGCGUGCGGUUUCGUCUCUACAGCAUCAGCAAGAUCAAGAAGGAGAAGAAGAUGCUGGGAGAGAAAGUGUUCUACCUCACCAAACUCAACCUGCAAGGCAAAAUGGCCGUCCCUCUGCCUCUGGAACCCUGCUGCAGUACCACAGCCAGCGAGUCUCAGACGAGCGUGUCUGCUGCAUCGUGCAGUGAGACGGCGUCUACGUUCCAAUCUGCAGGUCAAAGGUCAUCGCCUGAGAUACUGCUAGGGCUUGUUUACAACGCCACCACAGGCCGCCUCUCUGUCGAGGUCAUCAAGGGAUGUCACUUCAAAAAUGUGGCCACCAACAAACCGCCCAAUGGACUGUUCUGUUGUCUAAAACACUUGAUAGGUGGCCAGGUUUAUAUAAUUCGAGACACGUACGUGAAGCUGACCCUGCUGAACUCCAUGGGUCAGGAGAUGUCCAAGUGUAAGACGUCGCUGUGCCGCGGCCAGCCGAACCCCACCUACAGGGAGACCUUCGUGUUCCAGGUGGCGCUGUUCCAGCUGUCGGACGUCACGCUCAUCCUCUCCGUCUACAACAAACGCAGUAUCAAGCGCAAAGAGAUGAUCGGGUGGAUCUCUCUGGGCCUGAACAGCUCCGGCGAGGACGAGCUCACGCACUGGACUCAGAUGAAGGAGUCAAAAGGACAGCAGGUGUGUCGAUGGCACAGUCUGCUAGAGUCUUAGGGGCGUCACCGCGGCCAUGAGCAUAAGGAACCAAGUAAAGAAAAGAAAACUCACAAAGCAAGGCAUUAUGGGAAAUAACUCGCCGUGCAAUAAAGAACAGGUGUGACAUCAGCCACGCCUCUGUACAUGGUUGGAAUGUGAGGAUAUAGAAGGUGGAAGUGAAGAAAGAGUUGUAGAGUGAAAGACAUUCUGGAGACAGGACCUAAAGAUGGAGCUCACUAGAGCAGUGCAUUGUGGGAAAUAUCUGUAACCGCCUUAGGAAUGUAAAGAAGAUCGGAGCAACGAAAUGUAUAAAAAUCCAUCAAGUAGAAGAAAAAAGUCCUCAACCCAUAAUGAGGAAGAGGAGGAUGAAGGAAAUCAACCGAGCAGUGCAUCAUGGGAAGCGAUCGAGGGUCUGAAGCCGUUCUGUUGCCAUGAAUGUUUUAGGGAUUCGUUCUGAUUUGAGCAAAACCACUUUAAACCCACAGCACGUCAUGAGAACGAUGGAAAGAUGCUAACCUUUAAUAGAGAAGGUGGAUUUCUCUGUGUUUGUUUAUUUAUUUAUUUGUUUGUUUUGGUUUGUUUAUUUAUUCUUUUUUCUUUCCUGGAUGUUAUUCAUGUCUUUGGUUCAGAAGCCAGAAGUCUGAACACGGAAAUUUAGAACAAACAACCAUUAAUGUUCUGCUACACACCUGCCGUCGCUUAGCCACGCCCAUUCUAGUCUGCUAACCUUAAGUUAUUGCCCCUUUUUGCCCCUUGACUCUGAGCCGGCAGUGAUUCCGUUCGAGAUUUUAUUUUUUUUUUUUCAGUUUGAGGACCUGUUUUCACCUCAGAAAUUUGCAGCCCGCAUUUCCACAUUCUCAGUCUCCUCCUUCUUAUCACUAAUGAGGGUUUCCAUAUUGUUUACGCACAUUUAGCGAUGGCCAAUUAAACAUCUUCCCCUUCGUGAAGACUUUGCCCGAUUGGUUAAACAACGUUCGUUGGUCUACAGUGGAGCUUCGAUGAACUUUUAACCUGCUGCACAGAAUUUACAACGAUUUACAAUUUCACCAGUGUAGCUUCAAGUCCUCCAGUGUCGUAAAGUACGAUUAGCGUCGCGCUCACGGUUAGUUAGCAUUAACUCAAUGUGUCGCACGUACAGCAAAACCAUCUAAAACAAAGUUUGAAAGGUUCAGUCAGGGCAUGUUGCGGCUUGCUAGCUAGUGCUUCCCACUUACUCACCACACCGCCGUUCUUUUGUUCUCUAAUAUUAUAUUUCUUCUGAAAAUGAUUUCUCGAAUGCUAAAUAUGUUCCCGGUGAUGUUUGCUCGCCAGCUGGAACUAAAACGAAAAACACUUCUAACUUUACAGAACAAAAAGUCUGUCAUCUUUUUCUAGACGUCCGUCACGUGAGAAAAUGCAGGACCCGAAUGUUUCUGUGAUUAGCAUAUAGGUAUUCAUACAUCACACCAUUUCCUGUUUUUGGUUUUUCUUUUCUUCUUCCUUGAGUAAUGCUGGUUUAACUACAUGAUCAUGUACUGUAAAUGCUUUAAAGAGUUUUUCGUAUCUAUUUUUGUACCGAUGUUUAAGAAUAUGUGCUACAAAGCUCUGUGAGCGAACUCGACUUGUGCGGAUGUACUUUUGUUUCGCUCAUUUUUCUGUCAUCAUGGUAAACAUGGAUGAAUUAUGGGAUUAUUUCCCAGUUUGAUGACUGGAAUGACUGGAGUUUAAGAGGGAAACAAAACGUGUGUGUGUGUGUGUGUGUGUGUGUGUGUGUGUGUGUGUGUGUGUGUGUGUGUUCUGCUGUUUCUGUCUGUUCUGUGCUGUAAGCCCUGCUGACUUCAGCAUCUACACAAAAGAUUAAUGACAUUAUUUGUGUUUUGGUUAAAAAAAAAAAAAAGUAAGAAAUAUUGCUGCAGAUCUCUGAUGAAAGAAGCACAUUUUUCUGCAAAUGCCACAGAAACACACCUUGUGAAAGAGUCUCAGGUGCACACACACACACACACCAUAUAUAUAUCUGACUUAUAAAUACAUAACCAGUUGACCAUCAUUAAAUUUGCGGGUUUUUGCGGCUGAUCUUAGCCAGCUAACACAAACCGUUUAUAACCGACUGACCCUGUUACUGUUAGCCAUCUAGCUAACAUGAACAUACCGGACAUUAUUUAUUUAAUAAUUUUUUUAUUUUACUCAUUUAUAUUUACUGCAUUUGGCAGACACUCUUAUCCAGAGCGACUUACAUUUAUUUCAUUUAUACAGCUGAGCAAUUGAGGGUUAAGGGCCUUGCUCAGGGACCCAACAGUGACAGAUUUGUAGCCCUGGGAUUUGAACUCACGACCUUCUGAUCAGUAGUCCAACACCUUAACCGCACUACCACGUCCCACUGAACCUUCACCUCACACACGAGCUAGCGUUAGCUAAUCGAGCAGGAUUUGUGACAUGAAGAAAGAUACUUAAAUAAGUGAUUAGCAUCUCAUGUGGUUAGUGGAGACCGAUGUAGUUAAAAGUUAAGUGUUUAUUUUAAAAUGCAGAUGGACAGAAAUCCGGAACACGAGUCAGUGUGAAGACCAGAAGAAGCUCACAUUAACCUGACUGAAGGUUUCCCUUCAUGUUCUUCUUAUCAGUCCAGAGCAAAUUAUUCUUACUGUUAGCAUUAGGCGGCUAAGCUAACAUGACAGGAUUUUACUGUAGUCACAAUUAUUAAUGCUAAUGCUAAUUGGUGGCUAACAAAAGGUCCCCGAAUGGAAAUGACGUCGAGUCCGUUUAAUAAUUUAAUAAAAUACAAAUGAAGUGAUUUGUCUGUAAUGUAUAUGGAGCUUAGCUGAUGUUAGGUGUUAAUUAUCCUGUUAGUGAUUACUGAACGGGUUCCGACAGGAUCGGUUUGCUAGCGCUUUAUUAUUUUCUGACGGUCUUUACUCGGGCUUUCAGUCCGUCACUGGAACUUUCAGGAAGUGAAGAGGACGUCCCUCACAAGCAGCCUGUACAUCUGGGAAAACAUACAUGUUUGUAACCAGCACGUUUAGGACCUACAAAACACCAGCAUACAAAAAUGCAACUGUACAAAUGUAUUUUUAAAGCGAGCACAUAAAAGUCCACAGCGUUCAGGAUCUGAGGCCAUGUUUAAUUUCUCCAACUACUUUCUCAAGGUGUGUUUAUGUAGUUGUGUGUGUGUGUGUGUGUGUGUGAGAGAGAGAGAGAGAGAGAGAGGUAUGUGCUGAUAAAUACGUGUUAUCACUAUUCUUAAUGCACAAUGAGCGUCAGUAAAUUUGUUUGUAAAUGUUUUUCGUGCCCAAAGCAAAUGAAAAAUUCCUCCAGAUUUGAAACGUUUCUGUGACUCAUAUUUUCUUCAUGGUCGUGAACGCGUGUUAAAUUCCAGCUCGAUUACAGAGCGCAUUCACGACACACCCGAGUUACAUUACCUUUACGUUCUCUUUACGUUCCCUGCAAACCAAAAACCGCCAUCGCUGAAGCCGCGUGGUUACUAUGGAAACCCGGAGGCAGCUUUGGAAGUCGCCAUUUUUCGGCUCCUGACAUGAGACGUGUUAAAACAGUUCGGCAGACUGAAACACGAGAGCGAUAAUGUCCUCAAAUGUGGUAAAAGAAGCACGUGUGAAGAAUAGUGGAGAAUCAGCACAUGCCUGUUUACAGUUACGUGUCAUUUUGGUGAAAUUGUCCACCGAUGCAUUCGGUGCCUUACUUUUCUUCUGGAAGAUUUUCCACUCCUACAGCGGCGUGUGUGUGUGUGUGUGUGUGUGUGUGUGUGCACGAGAGUGUGAUCGCAUGAGUGUGUGUGUGUGUGUGUGUUUGUGCACGAGAGUGUGAUCGCAUGAGUGUGAGUGUAUGAGUGUGUGUAUGAGUUAUUUCUCCAAUUUAAUUUGUAACUGAUGUGCACAAGUGAUUUAUGGAAACAAAAUAAUUUGUAUGUGAUUUAAAAACAACAACAAAGAAACCCUUCGUCAUUG
Tachysurus fulvidraco (yellow catfish) is the source of this 5930-nucleotide messenger RNA. RefSeq names its product synaptotagmin XIVa (gene syt14a). NCBI's taxonomy places the organism in Eukaryota, Metazoa, Chordata, Actinopteri, Siluriformes, Bagridae. The transcript is spliced from 9 exons. The record is from RefSeq and is a predicted model, not a curated record. The coding region runs from base 373 to 2013 and encodes 546 amino acids.